CAAAAAAAUAAUUUCCAUCCCCAAACGAGGAGAAUGGCUCAGACAAUGCUGCUUACCGCAAACAAUGUAUCAGUCCAUGUGAAGGGAGAGUCUUUGCUUCAGAGGAUCAAACCAAAGCCCUUUUCCCAUUUGUUGCUCCCACCUCCUUCCAGGGGUACCCUCACUUCUUCGACUCCAUUUAUUGUUGCCCUGUUCAAGUCCAAAGCCAAGGCUGCCCCCAAGAAGGGUGCUGCUGUAGUGGGGAAGGAGAAAACAAAGGUGGAAGAUGGCAUCUUUGGGACAUCUGGAGGGAUUGGUUUCACCAAGGAGAAUGAACUGUUUGUUGGUCGUGUUGCCAUGAUUGGUUUUGCUGCAUCCUUACUUGGAGAAGCUGUAACAGGAAAGGGAAUUCUUGCACAGCUCAACCUAGAAACCGGAAUCCCAAUUUACGAAGCCGAGCCACUCCUCCUGUUCUUCAUCCUUUUCAACUUACUUGGAGCCAUUGGAGCUUUAGGAGACCGCGGCAGGUUUGUUGAUGAACCAGCUGCACCUGUUAUAGCACCAGGAAAGGGGUUCAGGUCGGCUCUUGGCCUCGGCGAAAGAGGUCCAUUGUUCGGAUUCACUAAAGCAAAUGAGCUGUUUGUGGGAAGACUGGCUCAGCUGGGGAUUGCAUUCUCCAUCAUCGGAGAAAUCAUAACUGGCAAAGGUGCAUUGGCACAGUUGAAUAUUGAAACAGGGGUUCCGAUCAAUGAGCUCGAACCCCUUUUGUUGUUCAACAUAGUCUUCUUCUUUGUGGCUGCCAUUAAUCCUGGAACAGGAAAGUUUCUCACUGAUGAGGAAGAAGAUUGAAGAACUAGCCUUGUUCUCAGAAAUAAAACCUGAAUUUUGUCUGUUAGUGUGCAUUGUAUCAUGAAUGUAAGUCUGUAUGUAUGCAUAAUAUUUGUGCUAGCUAGCUAGGCAUGCUUAUUACUUAAGUCAAAUUUCAACCUGCUGAAAAUUUAAUUCGUGCAAGAGCUUGUGGCCGGGCUGGAAAUUACUGGAACAUUUUCUGGAAUGAUGAAUUGCAACUGGGUGUUCUUGUUGCCGACAA
Messenger RNA from Andrographis paniculata, 1069 nucleotides. Its product is annotated as photosystem II 22 kDa protein, chloroplastic-like. NCBI's taxonomy places the organism in Eukaryota, Viridiplantae, Streptophyta, Magnoliopsida, Lamiales, Acanthaceae. The transcript has 4 exons. Bases 34 to 828 code for a protein of 264 amino acids. The record is from RefSeq and is a predicted model, not a curated record.